AUGUCCUCCUACCAUCCUCCUACCCAGGCCUACCAGGCCCACGCCGCGCCUCCACCUCGGUCGGUCCAGUCGUUCAACCCCGUGGCCGUCGUCAAUGCCCCGGCAGGCACCUUUCUGCCAGGGACCAAGGUGCAAGUCGGUUCUCAUCGCGUUGUCGUGGAAAAAUACCUCUCCGAAGGCGGCUUUGCCCAUGUCUACGUCGUGCGCCUUUCGCAGCCCAUCGAGGGCUCCGAUCGAGCGGUUCUGAAGCGGGUGGCUGUCCCCGACAAGUCUGCUUUGGCGAAUAUGCGGACGGAAGUGGAGACAAUGAAGAAACUCAAGGGUCACCGGCACAUCGUCAAGUACAUCGAUUCCCAUGCGUCGCAGCUGCGAGGCGGCGGCUACGAGGUGUUUCUGCUGAUGGAGUUCUGUUCCGGGGGCGGCUUGAUCGACUUCAUGAACACUCGCUUGCAGAACCGCUUGACUGAGCCCGAGAUCAUCAAGAUCUUCUCCGAUGUCGCCGAGGGCGUCGCCUGCAUGCACUACCUCAAACCCCCUUUACUGCAUCGCGAUCUCAAGGUCGAGAACGUCCUCAUUUCCUUGCAGGGGAAGACCCCUCUCUAUAAACUAUGCGAUUUUGGUUCGACGGCACCACCUCGUCCCGCGGCGACCACGGCGGCCGAAGGUCGACUGAUCGAGGAUGACGUCCAACGGCAUACAACCCUCCAGUACCGCAGUCCCGAGAUGAUCGAUGUCUAUCGCAAGCAGCCCAUCGACGAGAAGAGCGAUAUCUGGGCUCUGGGUGUUUUGCUCUACAAACUGUGUUAUUACACGACCCCGUUCGAGGAGGUGGGGCAGAUGGCCAUUCUGAAUGCGAGCUACAAAUUCCACUCCUAUCCUUUAUUUUCGGAUAGAUUGAAAGCACUCAUCGCCUCAAUGCUGAAAGAGAAUCCUCAACAGCGCCCGACUAUCUACGAGGUUGUGCGCGAAGUAUGCACGAUGCAAGGAAAAGAGGUCCCAAUUCGUGAUAUCUAUGCCAGUCGCUCCGUGUCAGAAGCUCGUCGAUACCAGGAACUGCCCCCUUCCCCAGUUGAAGCACCUCAGUUAGGGGCCGUGUUUUCUCCACCCAUGCAAGAAACACAGAUCAUUCCGGAGAUUGCGCCGAUGCGUCGAGGGCGUCCGACCAAACCGGAUCAUUCCCCGCACACCUCGGCGAAAGCCAAUGCGUCACCGUUCCGGGAAAGCUCCGCCUCUGAUCCGUUUGCCAUCUUGGACGGCAACGGACACCGAUCUCGGAAUUCCAUCGAGGAUUUCUCGAACCGAUUCCCGGCGCUGGAUCAGUUCUCGAUCCUGAACGAGCAGAAGGACAAAUUCGACUUUGAACCGGCGGCUGCGGAGAAGAAGCCCGAAGACGAUGAUCUUGCGCGCAGGCUGACCAAUGCGCUUGCGGACGACGCCUUUGCGAAGCGGCCCGACCCCCCUCAGGCUGAAGCCCCUCGGGAGCUACCGAUCAUUCAACGACCCCAAACAUCCGCGGUGGACACCAAGCCCGUCGAGCCAUCGAGACAUGUCCGCGAGCAGUCGGCCCAGCAGACCCCGCUGUAUCAGCCUGUCCCCCAGCGGCCCGUGAUGGUCUCAACUGGGACGAUGACAUCGCCUCCGGCUACGCCCGCAUUCGUAGAGCCCAAGCCAUCUAGCCGUCCCAUCCACCGAUUCCCGUCGUCUGACCAUCAGCGCCAGUCUUCUACCCACCGUUGGUCGGAAAGUGAUCAAAAACCGCCGAGAUUGAGCCAAGCGGCCUCACCGACUCGACCCGAACCGAGCCGGAUCUCGUCGGACAAAUUGUCGAGCCUGUCGUCCACAUCGUCACGACCGUCGUUAGAAGGACGGCCGUCGAAUCUGGACGUCGAUGACCCGGUCGGGCGGUCCAAGUCGGCCAAUGGCAAGACCCGGCCAGUCUCUGUCCAUGCUGGAUCGCGGUUAGAAUUCUCGCGGGGUUCUGGAAGUGCUCGUUCCUCCCUCGACCUCUCCCGGCCGAUGUACGAAGGUGGAGCACCGCUGCAGCAUGCGCGCACCGAGAUGGACCAGAUCCCCGACCGAGCCAACAUCUCCUCGGACGUUGAUUUCUUGCGUGCGCGGGAGGAGGAGCUCAAUCGGAAGCGCGAGAAGCGGUACAGCGGCAGUACCAAGCACAGCAAGCGCUCCAGUUUAUCGACCUUGUCUCUUUCCGGAACCAAGACGCUGUUCGGUGGUCGAUUUGGCGACGCGUUCCGCCGAUUCGAACAGAGUAACCAGGACAAGGCGCCGUCUCCCCCGGCGGCCGAGGAUGCCGCCAAGCCGUUCCCGUCCGUAACGGCAUCGGAGCUGGCGGUAGAGUCUGCGGCUGAGGUGAGCGACGAGGAGAACGAGGAGGACAUUUCCCCCGAGAUGCGGCGCGAGCUCGAGCGCCGACGGUUGUCGCAGGAGGAGAAGCGAGUGGCGGCCGCAGCGGCCGAGUAUCGCCGCCGGGUUGCGGCACGAGGCGAGGGAGGCCCCGGCGCGGGAUCGGAUGGACAUCGGUCAUCGGCCAUUCAGAGUCGGGUACAGUCACUGCUGGGACAGAGCAAUAAACCCCCGCCACAGAAGACCGCGACGGGCUACGGACGGUACACCGACGAAUCGGAUUCUGCUUUGCAGGCGAAGCAGACCACCGACGCGCGACCGGAGUCGCGGCCAGGGACUCGGGGUGCCGGGGCGCCCUACCCAUCGUCCCAGGAACGGGCCCCCAGCGUGUCUCCGCAAGAAGGGGCGCCGACGGGAUGGUCGUCGGCCUCCGGGCACCGCACGGGUUCGCGACCGAUGGCGCCUCCCAAGCCUAAGGGGCUUCGCGUGGGAGGCGGGGAUCUGAGCCGGCCUACGGGCGAGGAUCGUAGUCCGACAUCCACCACGGCGCCGACGCCGAUCAGCCCCGGCGACGACUGGGAAGCCAAUUUCAGCCGACGGUUCCCUAGUCUCUCUGGGUUGGAGAUGGUGGAGACGGAGAUUGAGAUACCCAAGUUUGCGAGCUCGAGGACCAAGGAGGUCUAG
Molecule: messenger RNA, 3045 nt
Organism: Aspergillus clavatus NRRL 1
Lineage: Eukaryota; Fungi; Ascomycota; Eurotiomycetes; Eurotiales; Aspergillaceae
Product: putative serine/threonine protein kinase
Exons: 3
Coding region: 1-3045 (1014 amino acids)
Biological process (GO): protein autophosphorylation; actin filament organization; actin cortical patch assembly
Cellular component (GO): cytoplasm
Molecular function (GO): ATP binding; protein serine/threonine kinase activity
Source: RefSeq, a predicted model, not a curated record